Eucalyptus grandis is the source of this 2157-nucleotide messenger RNA. RefSeq names its product probable receptor-like protein kinase At1g11050. Gene Ontology annotation, biological process: protein phosphorylation. The coding region runs from base 7 to 1878 and encodes 623 amino acids. NCBI's taxonomy places the organism in Eukaryota, Viridiplantae, Streptophyta, Magnoliopsida, Myrtales, Myrtaceae. The transcript has a single exon. Gene Ontology annotation, molecular function: ATP binding; protein kinase activity. The record is from RefSeq and is a predicted model, not a curated record.
GCGACCAUGGAGAGAACCCUCUCUUUCUGCUCAUUCCUCCUGCUCCUCCUCGCCGUCCACGAUGCCCUUGGCCCCGUCACGUCCGCCUCCUCGUCCUCGUCGUGUCCCAUCGACCUCGGCUACGUCGAGACCCUCCCGUGGAACGCCUCCCUCUGUCAGUCCAGAUCGGAGGGCGGCUGCUGCCAAACCCUGCUCAGCCUCUUCGGCGUGGGGCUGGCUCAGUACCUCAGGGAGACCUCCAUGUUUCAGCUCCCCAACCUGACCACUUCGUCUUCUUGCCUGUCCGAGUUCGGGACAAGGCUCGCGGCUCGAUCAGUCCAGGAAUCCUGGGUCCCGGUCUGCUUCAACAGCUCCGCCCAGUUCGUGGUCAACGACUCGAGCUGCGACGGGAUUGCAUCCGUCCAAGACUGGACUGCCAAGGUCGGGCCGAUAAGCCCGCUCGAUACUUCUUGCAAGGGGGACUUGACCGGAACGAGGUGCAGUCAAUGCGUACAAGCCGGACUGCAGGUGUCUUCACGGUUGUCGAGUUUAGCUCCUAACUCGACGGACUGCUUCUACUUCGCGGUUUUGUAUGCGGCAGGGAUCGUGAAUGAGCUCGGGCCAGGGGAUGUGACGACGGCUAAUUGCAUCAUCGGCUUGCCCAUAUCCAGCACAGCAAGUAAAGAUUCUGAUCAUUUGAGCAAAAAGAACGUGUUGAAGUUGGUUGCAAUAUUCUUGGGCGCACUUAUGGGUGUUCUUCUUGCAUUCGGAGUCAUCGUCCUCCAUAGAAAACGGGAGCGAGAAAAGAAGCGGAAUGCCCCGCACGAAGAAUUCGUCAACGGCUUCAAGAGCAGUGUGUUGCCAAACAGCGGAGCGAAAUGGUUUCGGUUCUCAGAGCUGGAGCGAGCCACGAACAGGUUCUCACAGGGAAACUUCAUCGGCCAAGGCGCUUCCGGCUUGGUGUAUAAAGGAACUCUCUCGGACGGAACUUUGGUCGCGGUGAAACAGAUUAUUGAUAUAGACACCGAGGGCGAUGAAGAGUUCUCUAACGAGGUCGAGAUCAUAAGCAAGAUCAGGCAUCGGAAUCUUCUCUCUCUCAGAGGUUGCUGUGUAAAGAGCGAUGACUUCCGUGGCAAGAGGAGGUAUCUGGUUUAUGACUACAUGUCAAAUGGAAGCCUGAGUGAUAACUUGUCCAUUGGUUCUGCAGGCUUGAAAAGGAACGCGCUAACUUGGCCACAGAGGAAGAAAAUAAUCUUAGAUGUGGCGAAAGGGCUUGCUUACUUGCACGAUGGAAUCAAACCCGCUAUUUAUCACAGAGACAUAAAGGCCACCAACAUACUUCUUGAUUCGGAUAUGAAUGCCAGUGUGGCGGAUUUCGGGCUAGCCAAGCAAAGCAGAGAAGGGCAAUCUCAUCUUACGACCCGGGUCGCUGGGACAUACGGAUAUCUCGCACCGGAGUACGCUCUCUAUGGGCAAUUGACUGAAAAGAGCGAUGUUUACAGUUUCGGAGUCGUGAUUCUCGAGAUCAUGAGCGGGAGGAAAGUGCUCGACACAUCGGAGUUGAACGCAGGACCUCUGUUGAUCACGGACUGGGUAUACAAGCAAGUGAAAUCAGGAAACGUGGAAGAAACUUUCGACGAGUCAAUAAGGGAAGAAGGGCCAAGAGGGGUCAUGGAGAGGUUUGUUCAUGUGGGGAUUCUAUGCGCUCAUGUAAUGGUGGCUUUCAGACCCACAAUUGCUGAGGCUUUGAAAAUGUUGGAAGGUGACAUCGACAUACCUAGAUUGCCAGAUAGACCAUUGCCACUGAGUCAUGAAUCAUUUCGAUCUUUUUCGAGUGUCACUUCAUCUACACGGGCUGGAAGAAAGUCCAGCUCGAGCCAUGGACCAUUCAAUGUUUGAAUCAGGCGCUAAUCCAGAAGAUGAUUCAUAUCCUUAGAAUUGUAUUCUGCAGCUACUAACCUCAUUCAGAUGUACAGGACAACAAGAAAUUGCAGUGAUGGCAUUACCAUUCCAAUUCACUUCGGUUGCUUUUUUCCUUGAUGACCUCCAAUCAAGUCAUGGCUCCUGAGAGUUUAGAGGAAAUCUCUUGUACCAUAGCAAAAUCUAGCGCUUAUGUUUGUGGGUUUUAUGCAGCAAACUAAUGAAUGUUCUGUACUGUUUUGAGACGACAAUUUGUUA